CUGUUUUUCUAUGUAAUUUUGUUCCAUGCAGAUACCAAUGUAAAAAUCCAGUGGCCUUUGAAAGAAACCCCUACGGAGGUGUCAAGGUCACUGAAGGCCUGCCCGGUAUACCAAAGGCAGAAAGAGAGAAAGAGAAAGAGAAAAAGAGAGGGGGGAGUAAUGCCCUGUUUGACUAUCAUCUGAUUGCACCUCAUUUGUUCCUGUCAUCCUUCAGAGCAGUAAGGACCAGGAACAGCAAACGCUCAACAGCCAGCAAAACCACUCAGUUCAGAACCAAUCGAAAUGUCUUCAUUUUCACCUGCAUUUCCUUUUUAUUUGUUUUUAUCCUCUCCUGCUUUUGUUUUUAUUGCAGAAGAUAGUCGAGUGCUCAGAUCCAGCUUGCUCUGAGUGGGGGGUGUGUGUGUGUGUGUGUGUACUGAACACACACACAAAACACACACAGAGAGAGUCUUUACAGAUGCUUCCUGGGAGCCACAGCUGAAGAUACUCCUCAGCAUGGAGACGUACACCCAAGGAAUCAUCAUCGCAAUAUGUGGAAACUUUCUGAUCAGCAUAUCUUUAAAUAUUCAGAAAUACACACAUGUCCGGCUGUCUCAGCGCGGCUCCAGUAAGCCCUACUAUAAGAGCGUGCUGUGGUGGCUGGGCAUCUCCCUCAUGGGCCUGGGGGAGCUGGGGAACUUUGCAGCCUACGGCUUCGCCCCGGCCUCUCUCAUCGCACCCCUGGGCUGUGUCUCUGUGAUAGCCAGUGCCAUUAUCUCUGUGGUGUUCCUCAAAGAGACGCUCCGUGCCUCCGACCUGCUUGGGGGAGCUCUUGCGAUAGCAGGGACAUACCUCCUGGUGACCUUUGCCCCCCACUUCGCCCCUCAUGUCACUGCAAACAUGGUGGAGAGGAGCCUGAUGAGCUGGGAGUUCCUCACCUACAUUUCUGUGGAGGUGAUCGCGUUCUGCAUCCUGCUGUAUCUCUACAAGUGCAGGAAGAUGAAGCACAUUGUGAUCGUGAUGUUGCUCGUUGCCUUGCUUGCGUCUGUGACAGUCAUCUCGGUCAAAGCUGUAUCAGGCAUGAUCACCGAGUCCGUUCAGGGGAACCAUCUCCAGUUGACGUACCCCAUCUUCUACGUCAUGUUCAUCGUCAUGGUGGCCUCCUGUGCUUUCCAGAUCAAGUUUCUCAAUCAAGCCAUGAAAAUGUUCGAUGCUACAGAAGUCGUCCCCAUCAAUUAUGUUUUCUUCACAGCCAGUGCAAUAGUUGCAGGUAUCUUAUUCUAUCAGGAGUUUUUUGGCUUGUCUCCAGUCAACAUCUGCUUGUUUGUUCUUGGGUGUGUUAUAUCCUUCAUUGGAGUCUUUCUGAUUGCCCGAACGAGGCCUAAAAUCAAAACUGACCGAGUAUUCAUUAGUAUGGGCCAAAUCCCAGGGAAGAGGUGCACUGAGAAAGUCCAGCCAGAGACAAGGAGCAGCUCGUACGGAUCCUUGGCCUCCAAGCUGAUAUGCAACAGAGGAACGCAUACAGACGACUCCUAAGAGUGGGUUACACUGGGGGGGGGCAACAAAGACAGUGUACUGGGGGGGCAACAAGGACAGUGCACUGGGGGGGCGACAAGGACAGUGCACUGGGGGCAUCAUGACAUGGGAGGAGAGAAAAUGGGGUGGAGUGUGUAGACAGAGAUGGAGGGUUUAGUGAAGUGAGUCAGUACUAACCCUAGGAGAGUACGCUGACGAAAAAUAAAAAUGCUGUGUGGUUUUCAACCCUAAGACACUGACUGAAAAAAAGGUUUUAGCCUUUAACACCAUAACUUGAGUCUCAGAACUCCACAUACAAAGAAAAAGGGAAAUAUUCAUGGAAAAAUAAUAUUAUUUUGUUGUCAUGGCAAUAUUUAACUUCUGUACUGAAACGUAUUAAACAACUUCAUAUUAUCCCA
Clupea harengus (Atlantic herring) is the source of this 1913-nucleotide messenger RNA. It is a transcript of the gene nipal2, whose product is annotated as NIPA like domain containing 2. Gene Ontology annotation, cellular component: membrane. Gene Ontology annotation, molecular function: magnesium ion transmembrane transporter activity. NCBI's taxonomy places the organism in Eukaryota, Metazoa, Chordata, Actinopteri, Clupeiformes, Clupeidae. The record is from RefSeq and is a predicted model, not a curated record. Gene Ontology annotation, biological process: magnesium ion transport.